UAAUACGGACUCUUCAUGCGACCUAAAUUGACACAGGUGAGAGAGUAAGUGGGAGUGUGGGAGAGAAAGAUGCAUAGAGUUAGAGAGGGAGAUGAGAGAUGAAACACUGAAUAUCAACUACCACAAAAACCAAAGCCACAAGCUAUACACAAAGAGGGUAUAAAUUCUCACAGAAAAAGAGCCAACUUUAAAGAAGCAAAGAACAGAGAAGAAGAUCAAUGGGGAUGAGGAGCAAUAGUAAUAAAGGAGGAGAAAUUAUUCAAGUUGAAGGGGGCCACAUUGUGAGGUCCACAGGGAGAAAAGACCGCCACAGUAAGGUCUACACCGCCAAAGGACCACGCGAUAGAAGGGUCAGGCUAUCCGCCCACACCGCCAUCGAAUUCUACGACGUUCAGGACCGUCUCGGCUACGACCGCCCCAGCAAGGCCGUCGAUUGGCUCAUCAAGAAAGCUCAGCCCUCCAUCGACAAGCUAGCCGAGCUUCCUCCCUGGCACCCACCUCUCUCAGCCGCCCCGCUGCAGCAGGAUCAAGAAGAAGAGGAGGAGGAGGAGGAACAUAAUAAUGAUAUUAUUAAUCAGCAAUUCCAUUCGUCUUCACACUUGCUUCAGAUUCAGCAACAGCAGCAACAAAACCUUGAAACUGACCCCAUAGCUUUCUUCCCUACAAGCUCAGCUACUCCCUCUAUGAAUUUCCAAAACUACCCUCACGAGAUGAUUUCAAGAACCGCCAACAACAACGUUAACCCCAUUACGGAAGAUCUUGGACUUUCACUCCACCCGUUUCAACAAGCACCUUCCAAUCAACAUCAAGGUACUCUCUUUGCUGCUGGAUCCAGUAACAACGUCGGAUUUGAGAGCCAGUAUCAGAAGAUUGUAGCUUGGAACAACGAAGCUGCUACCAUGGAUAUCAACAGGGUAGGGUUCAUGGUGAACCCGCAGCAGAAUCAUCAUCAUCAUCCAUUUCUAAGCCAAAGUGUGAGUGGGUCCCUUCAGUCAAGUUUUCCACCACCAUCACUUAGAUCUUGGGGUGAAAUUCCGAUGAACCCAAACUCCUCGGAACAACAACACAGCAGGCCACAACAACUGAUUCACCAUGCUUCCAUAUUUGGAAGCAGGUUUGUUUCUGAUGGAUUAGCAGCAGGGUUUUGCAUUCCAGCUAGAAUUCAAGGCGACCAAGAGAACCAUCAUGGAGUUGCUUCUAACACCACUCCAUCUUCUGCUUCUCCUCAUUCUCACCACUGACCCAUGGUUUUGAAUUGCCGUACAAAUAUAAUUGCAGUUACUUGCUUAAGCAGACGGAAUUCACUCAACCAAUUGCGGCCUUUUCUACAAUUUAGCAGCUUUCACAAGUCUCAGGUACUGCAGUUAAUAAUUUUUAUGUAAUUUUGCGCUUAAGAACACCAAAAACAUUUUGGCAAUGUAUUUAAUUUCUCUUCUAUGUGUCGGCUUCUUGAUCAAGUAACAGUGUAACGCUGUCAAUGAGGAUUCAUGACUAUAACCUAUAUGUGUAUGUCUUUAUCUCUUCUUGUAAUAUAUUUUUAUUUGUUUAGAGUAGUGUAAUAUAUAGUUAGGGUUAGCAAUAUUAUUCAUUUUCA
This is a messenger RNA of Arachis duranensis, 1594 nucleotides long. Its product is annotated as transcription factor TCP3. Gene Ontology annotation, cellular component: nucleus. Lineage: Eukaryota; Viridiplantae; Streptophyta; Magnoliopsida; Fabales; Fabaceae. The record is from RefSeq and is a predicted model, not a curated record. The coding region runs from base 219 to 1241 and encodes 340 amino acids. Gene Ontology annotation, molecular function: DNA-binding transcription factor activity; sequence-specific DNA binding. The transcript is spliced from 2 exons. Gene Ontology annotation, biological process: regulation of secondary shoot formation.